Messenger RNA from Blumeria graminis f. sp. triticale, 114 nucleotides. Lineage: Eukaryota; Fungi; Ascomycota; Leotiomycetes; Helotiales; Erysiphaceae. The record is from the annotation of a GenBank genome assembly.
GAUUGGGGCUAUCAACCAGACCUCGUUGCUGAUACACACGUGACUGCAAAUCCUGUACUUAGUUUCACUUCGGUAGUAAUUGGAAUCAAAGCGCUCUACAACCUCAAUGACUGA